Molecule: messenger RNA, 5439 nt
Organism: Episyrphus balteatus (marmalade hoverfly)
Lineage: Eukaryota; Metazoa; Arthropoda; Insecta; Diptera; Syrphidae
Exons: 3
Coding region: 1-5439 (1812 amino acids)
Biological process (GO): DNA integration
Molecular function (GO): nucleic acid binding
Source: RefSeq, a predicted model, not a curated record
AUGUCAAAUUUAGACGAUUUUAUUUUUGCGGCAGAUUUGCUUGUCAAAUUUCAUGCUUCGGCAAAAGAAGUGCCUGAAACCAGCCAUUCAAUUACGACAUUAGAAGCUCGAAAAUCAGAACUCAAAGAUUUAUGGAAUAGUGUCAAAGAGAAAUAUGCUCAAUGUGCUCGUUAUAUCCCUACUCUAGAGGAAGAACCCCUCGAUAUGGAUGCAAUAGAAUCAAAGUACAGAAACAGCAAUGAAACUUAUGUGAAUUGCUUAGGAUUGUUUCUUGAGUUCCAAAACAAACUAAAACCUGACCCUGUUGUUGUUAAGGAGUUUACCACUGUCAAUAUGCCACAGAAAUCCGGGUCCUCUCAUUGUAUCAAAUUACCACCAUGUGAUACCGAUGUGUUUCGUGGUGAUUAUAUCUCCUGGCCUGCAUUUCGCGACAUGUUUGAUGCGGUUUAUAUUCAACACCCUAAGUUAGGUGAAGUGGAAAAACUAUUCCAUCUUCGUUGUAAGACAAGAGACGAUGCAUUUAGGACUGUCAGUCAGUUUCCUUUAACAAAUGCUAGUUUUGCACUUGCCUGGGCAGCUUUGCGUGCCACAUAUGAGAACACUCGUAUUCUUGUGAACAACCAGGUCAAAAACAUUUUUAACUUGCCUACAGUUCAUGAAGAGAGCGCAAAAUCUAUCCGCAACCUCCAAAGUAAAAUCAAUGACUCUCUAGCAGCACUUAAAGCUCACCUUGUCGAUACCAAAAAUUGGGACCCAAUCCUUGUGUUCGCCUGUUGCAAUAGGCUACCUAAAACAACACUUUCUCUUUGGGAACAAUCUUUAGAAGAUCCAACAAAGGUACCAACUUGGGAAAAGUUAGACAAGUUCUUAAAUUCACGAUUCCAGACGUUAGAAUCUAUUUCAGACACCACUUCUUCAAAACCAUUAUCACAAAAUUUCCAAGUCACCAAGAAAAACAAUUUUCAAAAGCCUAGCAAAGUCAAUACUUUUCUUGCGAAGGCGGGAGGAACUAAGUGUAAAAUUUGCUCGGCAGAACAUACUAUUUAUGAGUGUCCUAAAUUUUCGGCAUUACCAAUCCAAUCCCGAAUCGAAAUAGUUCGAGAAAAGAAGAUGUGCAAUAAUUGCUUAGGCACUAGUCAUCAAAAGGCUACUUGUUCAAGCAAAUAUUCUUGCAGUUUUUGCAAGAAAAGACACCAUACACUUCUGCAUCUUGCCAAUCCCACUCCAGUUAAAAAUCAAAAUUUAAAUCUACAGUCCACUUCUCAAUCACAAGCUAUUCAAAAUCCUCAAAUCUCUGCCUCUUCGCAACCAUUUAUUCCUCAAGCUGCAUAUCAAAAUUUCAUGGUGACCUCUAGAAAAAGAAUUCUUUUGGCUACUGCCUUAGUGAAUAUAGUAGGACUGGAUACAGUGUAUACCGUAAGGGCACUAAUUGAUCCAGGUUCCGAAGUAUCUUUCAUUUCGGCAGCUGUGCAAAAACGUCUGAAUUUGCCAUAUAUCGACAAAAAUUCUACAAUUUCUGGAAUCAGUGGAAAUCUCUCUAUCACUUCUAAGAAACUGUGUUCCUUUUUAAUCACUUCUGCUAACCCCCCUCCAGUCACUGUUUCAGCAAACGCCAUUGUGCUUAAAACACUAACUAACAACCUCCCAAGUUCAUCUUUCUCGGUAGUAGAUCCUACAAUUUUUGAAGGCCUUCAAUUGGCCGAUCCAACGUUUAAUAAGUCCUCUCAGGUGGAUCUUCUGAUUGGUGCCGAUCUUUACCCAUCCAUCAUCCGUAAUGGCAUUAAACACAUUUCUAACUCACUACUUGCCCAAAAUACUAUGUUCGGUUGGAUAUUGUCAGGGCCAAUUCCAGAGUCGUUUCAAUCAUUCAACAUAACAGUAAACAAGUCAUGCCAAUGUAACAAUGAAGUACGCAGAUUCUGGGAAUUAGAAGAACUACCUUUUACAAUUAUUCGUUCUAAAGAAGACUGUUUCUGUGAAGAACUGUAUAAAAGCACUACCUUCAGACGCGCUGAUGGUAGGUUUGUUGUCCGACUUCCUUUUAAGCCACAAACGUCAAAGACCGGUUUAGGCCAUUCUAGGUUUAUCGCCCUAAAACAAUUUUCUAGAACCGAAAAAUCUCUAGCCUCAAAAGAAAAUUUGAAAUCCCAAUAUUCAAAAGUCAUUUCUGAGUACCUUUCUCUAAAUCACAUGAGAAAGGUUACUCCAUUGGAGCGUAUUGAAGAAGGUCAAGUAAAGUCAUUUUAUUUACCGCAUCACGCGGUAAUAAAACCAGAAAGUACCUCGACAAAAGUACGUGUCGUCUUCAAUGCGUCCAAUGCCUCGUCAAACGGUGUCAGUUUAAAUGAUUUAUUGUACCCUGGCCCGAUUUUACAACAAGACUUAUCAUCGUUAAUCAUUCGCUGGCGAUUUUAUAAAUAUGUGUUUAAUGCGGACAUAGAAAAAAUGUACCGGCAAAUUUUGGUCAACCCACGGGACACUCCAUUUCAACGAAUUCUUUUCCGCACUUCUCCUCAUUUAGAAAUUGAAGAUUUCGAACUCCUCACUGUUACUUUUGGCGUAAAUUGCGCCCCCUACUUGGCUAUCCGUACCCUACUUGAAUUGGCAAGAAUUGGAAAAACCGAUUUCCCUCUCGCGUCAAAAAUACUUCAGUCAGAAUUUUAUGUUGAUGACGUUUUGUCCGGCGCUCAUAAUAUUCAUUCCGCUAUGAAAGCUCAAUCUGAACUUAUCAGUCUUCUCGAUUCAGCAGGAUUUCCACUCCGGAAGUGGACUUCUAACACUCCCUGUUUACUCGAACAUUUGCCUCGAGAACAUAUUUUGAAUGAAAAUUUUUUGAAGCUAGACACUGACAGUAAUACAAAAACCUUAGGGAUACGCUGGAAUGCCAAGGGGGAUAAUUUCUACUUUUCCAUACAACCAAUAGUUUUACCCGAAACUCCCACCAAACGAGAAGUUUUUUCUCAAAUAUGCCGUAUUUUUGACCCUGCAGGUUGGUUAGCUCCCGUUGUGAUAGUUGCAAAAAUGCUCAUGCAAAAAAUCUGGGCAGAGCAUACUGAUUGGGAUGAUCCUCUUCAAUCUGACUCGUUUAAAAUUUGGAAAAAUUUUGCGGAAUCGUUAAAUGACAUAAAACAAAUUGAAAUACCCCGUUGGGUAGAAUAUUCACCCUCGUCAGAAGUCCAAUUUCAUGGUUUCUGUGACUCCUCAGAAAAGGCAUAUGCCGCCACUUUGUACAUAAGCGUUCGUCAGUCUAACGGAACUUUCUCUUCUCACUUGCUCUGUGCAAAAUCAAGGGUUUCACCUAUCAAAUCUGUGUCAUUACCACGCCUUGAGUUGUGUGGGGCACUUCUACUUUCCAAAAUGGUAAAAAUUUACGUAUCAAGUUUCCCUGUCCACGCAUACCAGACCUUUUUAUGGACCGAUUCGUCCAUCGUAUUAGCUUGGCUUAAGAAACCACCUUGUGUUUGGAAGACUUUUAUUGCAAAUCGCACUAGCGAAAUUUUAGAAAAUGUUGGAAACAUCCCUUGGAGACACGUGAAAUCAGCUGAAAAUCCAGCUGAUUUAGCCACUCGAGGUUUAAUGGCUUCAGAUUUGAAGUGUAACACUUUUUGGUGGAAUGGCCCCUCUUGGCUUUGCCAACCCAUCUCUCUUUGGCCAGUAAUCUCUCCUGUCGCCCCCCUCGUCGAAGACCUCGAACAAAAACCAGUUGUUUCCUUGGUAGUUCAAGAAGUGUCAGAAGACAUUCUUGAUCGUUUUUCAUCGUUACCCCGUGCUAUGCGUGUUAUUGGCUAUAUAUUCCGUUUUUUCUAUAAAUUUUCAAAAAGGUCAGACACUCGAUACACUUCACUCGAUAUAACUUCUGAAGAAAUGCAAUUUGAACACUCAUUGUUGCUAGAAGGUAAACCCGUACAUCCCAAAAGCUCAUUAAUAUCAUUUAAUCCAUACUUAGACUCCGAUAAUCUUCUUAGGGUCAAUGGUCGACUAUCUCAGUCAGACCUUUCCUACAAUGAAAAACACCCACUCAUUCUGCCUCAUAGUGCUAGAUUUUCGUAUCUUCUUACUCAAUUUAUUCAUGAAAUCUCUUUGCACGGUGGCAAUUCUUUAAUGUUACGACUCUUACGUCAAAGUUUUUGGAUCCCUAGACUACAAAAUCUCAUCAAGCUCUGUAUUCGCCAAUGUAAAACGUGUGUUAUCAAUAAAAAAGCACUAUGCAAGCAAUUUAUGGCUGCUUUGCCCCCUGAAAGAUGCACUUAUUCUCCUCCUUUCACCGUUACAGGGGUUGAUUUCGCGGGCCCUUUCGUGAUCAAAAGUUUCAAUGCAAGAAAUUGCCGUAUGACCAAAGGUUAUGCCUGUGUGUUUGUCUGCUUCUCCACGAAGGCUAUACAUUUAGAGGCUGUAAGCGACCUCUCGUCUGAAGCUUUCUUGGCUUCAUUUGCUCGAUUUUCUGCAAGACGGGGCUUGCCCUCACAAGUUUAUUCGGACAACGGUACCAAUUUUACUGGUGCCGAUGCAAUUCUACGUAAAGAGUUCAAGAAAUUCCUCGACACUAUUCCCCAAGAAACUCGUGCCGCUUAUGGUGUUCAAGGUCUUAAAUGGAAUUUUAUUCCGCCUGGGGCCCCACAUAUGGGAGGCCUUUGGGAGGCCGGUGUCAAAAGCUGUAAGAAACACCUCAGAAGAUUAGGGACCAGUGCACGAUUUACAUUUGAAGAAUUUUCCACAAUUUUAGCUCGUAUUGAAGCUUGUUUAAACUCGCGUCCACUUUCAUCCAUGUCAAAUAACUCCUCUGAUAUCUUGGCUUUGACUCCAGGUCAUUUUCUUUGUGGACGUCCGCUCAUAAUGUUUCCUGAAAGAAAUUUGGAAUUUGUCGAUUUGUCUUAUAUUAACCGAUGGGAAAAACUUAAAUGCCUUCAACAACAAUUUUGUCGUAGAUGGAAAGACGAAUAUCUCAAAGAACUUCAUCAACGAUAUAAAUGGCAAUCGCCACAAGAGAACGUCCAGAUAAACGAUCUAGUAGUAGUUCAAAACGAAAUUCUUCCUCCCACUGAAUGGCGCCUUGGUCGUGUAAUACAAGUACACCCCGGUGUUGAUGGAAGAGAUAAUAAAAUUAACAUUGUUGUGGCACCAAUUCCUGUAGGUACAACAAACAAGCAGCAGCAGCACCCAACAGCAGCAGCAUCAGCUAGAGAGCACACAGAAAAGUGUCUCAAACUUAAAUCCUUGUACAAUGUACAUGCGGCAUGUGGCAAGGACAAUAAAAAUCAAAUCAAUACACGCGAAGAUAACGAAACGACGUGUUUUGUUCCUGGAUGUUCCUUCUGCUUGCUAGAUUCGUCUUCACUUCUUGGCUAUAUGCGAGUCAAGGCAGCAACAACAGCAGUGAUGUUGUUUAGUAGUGACAUAGUUGGAAAAGGCAUAUCCUUGCAGGCAACACCAGAAGCAUAG